Molecule: messenger RNA, 1543 nt
Organism: Apis mellifera (honey bee)
Lineage: Eukaryota; Metazoa; Arthropoda; Insecta; Hymenoptera; Apidae
Exons: 13
Coding region: 1-1506 (501 amino acids)
Source: RefSeq, a predicted model, not a curated record
AUGACAUUUCUUAUUGCAUUUUUUAUUGUAUCUUUAUUAUAUGCAAAAAAUUGUGACUAUAUUUGUGAUACCAAUGAUUGUAAAACAUCCAUAAAUUAUUCAAAUAAUUUGCCUGCAAUUAAAUUUUGUACAAAUAAAGAUAUUUCUACAGAUGUUAAUUUUUCAACAAUAGAUAAAAUUUCUAAAUUUCUUGGUAUCAUACAAAUUAAACUUAAACCACCAAAAAAUAUAUGUAAAUAUGAGCUUAUUUUAUUAGCAAAUGAAUCAAUUAAUGAAAAGAAAUGUAUGAAUUAUAAUUUUAAUAAUUCAUAUAAAAAUGAAAUACAUAGUAGAAAUAUUAUAUGUUUUGUUUCAAAUAAUAAGCAAUAUCAGAAUACUGGAAUACUUGUUCCAUAUGUAUUUACAGCAUGUUAUUCUGUUCAAUUUAAUUUUCAAGAUACAAAAAUGAUAAAAAUGAUAAAAAAUAAUAAAUUCUUAAGAACUAAUUAUGAAAGAAAAGAUAUAGAACCAAUAUUGCAAUGUACAUAUGAAUAUAUCGAACUUAAUAAUACAAACAAGUGGGUAUAUUUUGAUAUAUACUCUCCUAUACCCAUAAUUACAGUUCAGAUAAAGUUGGGUAUAUUGUACAAUGAUAUUUGUUCUUUUAAUGAUGAAGAUGUUCCUGGUGGUUACUGGAAUUUUCAUCUUUUGGAUAAUUAUUUAGAAGACAAUAAUCAUAAUUUUAAUAUAACUUGGCAAACAAGUCUUAAAAAAGCCAACUAUUGUGCUACAAUAUAUUUAUGUGAUGAUAUAAGAUAUAAAAAUAAUACCUUAUGGUCACCACUUCAUGAAUGUUUUUGGUAUAAAAGUUGUCAAAAUAUAAAUACAAUAGUUCACAAUAUUCCAGUCAAUAUUAUUUUUAUAACUUUAUUUACAAUUAUUGGAAUUAUGUACCUCAUCUAUAUUAUAUAUAUUUAUAAAGAUAUUAAAAAAAAGAUAAAAUGGGAAGAUAUUAAUAUAAACAGAGAUAUUGUAUUGCUCUAUACUAAAGGUCCUGAAUCAUUUAUGGCAUUAAUGACAGAUUUUCGAGAGACACUUAGUCAAGUUUGUCAAUGUAUUGUACAUGAUUGGCAUAAUGGUAUAGAAUGGAAUAAUGUAGCUAAGAUUGGUGCUUUUGAUUGGUUUGCAAAAAUGCUUCACAAUGAAUGUCAUGUUGUUUGGAUAGAUAUUCCAAUAUUACGUUCAUUAAUUACACAAAGUCUUAACAAAAAUAAUUCAGAACAAUAUAAUUUAAUAAAAAUUGGUGAUUUUCGUGACACAGUACUUCCCACAAUUUUUAAUUUAUCUAAACGGAAUAUUGAACAAUCAGCAAUAAAUCAAUCCAAACAUUUUAUUGUAAGAUUAAAAGAAUUUGAAAAUUUUGAAAAUGAUAAUGAUCCAUUUAUUGAUUUGUCUCCACAUAUACGAUAUGUUUUACCACAAGAUUUAAACUUACUGUGUUCCAAUUUAUCAAAAAUGGAUAAAUAGUUAUUUAAAUAUAACAAAUAAAAGACAAAAAUUUUAU